Molecule: messenger RNA, 9628 nt
Organism: Ostrea edulis (European flat oyster)
Lineage: Eukaryota; Metazoa; Mollusca; Bivalvia; Ostreida; Ostreidae
Product: solute carrier organic anion transporter family member 4A1-like
Exons: 14
Coding region: 7008-8984 (658 amino acids)
Biological process (GO): transmembrane transport; sodium-independent organic anion transport
Cellular component (GO): membrane
Molecular function (GO): protein binding
Source: RefSeq, a predicted model, not a curated record
UUAUCAAAAAAUGGGGGGGGGGGUAGUAAUAUCCAUACUUCAGAUGCCUGUGUCUUGGUCUACACAACACAAAACAAAUCACUCAUUUUAAAAGGUCCUAAAUACAGAGAAUUCUUUCAACUGGCAAAAGAACUUCAUUUCUUUUGUGAAUUCUGUCGAAGAUUGGCUAAAUAUGAAAAAAAAACAAAAAAAAACUUGAUACAUUGUCAGAAUAGAUUAAAGUAUAAGAUGAUAUUAAAAUCCCUCAUUAGACACAUCAAAACCAAAGUACAUACCAUCUAUCCUUCUGUGUUUAGUAAAGUGAUAAAAGAAUUGGUUCCAGCUGAUAAAGCUUAUAACAACAUUGUCUUUGUGAUUACAACUGUAUUUUAAACGAAUUGUGCUCCUUUGUUAGCUGACAUGUUUUAUAUUCUUAUGAAGCAGAAUUUAUUCAUAAACUUCUACGUGAGAAGAAAAAAAUCUCUAUACUGUGGCCUUCAAUUCGACAUUUAGAUAUAUCGACGUUUUAUAUAUUAACAAUAAUAGUUUCAUUCACAUAUGUCGAUUCGAUAUAUCCCUGUAAACUCGAAAUAAAAAAGACACCACAGAGUCGUCCACUUUUUCUUUAUACUUCGAUAUUUUAUUCAAAAUGGGUAUUAACGGCAAACUAACAACUCAACUUUAUAACAAACGGGAUGAUUUCAGCUUCUCCUUCGUCAACUUCCCAUAUUUAUGUAGCAAUAUUCAAAUAUCACCUGCAUAUGGUGUGUGUAUAUAUAUCUCAACUGAUUCGAUACGUAAGAGCUGAUUUUGACUAUGGAUAACUCUGUUUCCCUGAUCAAGAUAUAGGGCUCACGGCGGAUGUGAUCUUUCGACAGGGGAUGUUUACUCCUCGGCGCCUAAUCCCAACUCUGGUUUAUUCAGGGGUCCGUGUUUGUCCAACUCUUUAUUUUGUAUUCCUUAUAGGAGUUGUGAGAUUGAUCACUGUUCGUUAUCGUAGCCUUUCAUUUGUUAACAGUAAUGAUUUGCUGAAAUCUCGGACUACCUUUCCACUAUUGAUAAUCCCGUCAUUUUGCGCUUUUGGGUCUGGUAUGACAUUUCGAUCCAUUUUGUGUCAUGGGGGCUUGAGUUUCAUCGACAGCUGAUGACAAACUCAUUCGAGUUUUCGUAUAAUGAGAAUGGAAAGAAUAUGUGGUAAUUUCCCAUGCAACCAAGCAGAAGAAUUGGCAGGGUAGUCUCGACACAUCUGGGGCUCCACAGGAUAAACGAAUACACUCAACCAGGGAUGAUAAUUGUCCUGUUCGCACCCUACAACAACUUCUUCAUGUCACAGACCCGAAUACCACCAUCGCUAUAUAAUCACUGUUUCAAAGCUGCCAGUCUCCACAAUCAUAGAAUAUGUGGUUCACAGCAAAGUCUGUCAAAACGUACCAGUUUUUUGUUGUUGUUUUUUUUUUUAGAAAUUCUGGUUUUUCUCAAAAUUACAUUGGACACUGCCCUAGAGCGCUGUGAUUCAAGCCCCUAAGGACGAUGGUUUCAAACUCCGGCAUAUAAUGUUCAUGGGUGGGCACCGGAACGAGGUUUCUGUACGAAGUUACAAUACGAAUUGCAGUGACCAUCAACAACAAGGCCUUAGCAAUUCACUGGCAACACUCGCAAGAUCCUCUGCAACACUCACUCGUCUACCUGGAAGCCUUGACAACCCUUAAGAGAACCCUACCUGUCUGGUCUCUGAUCGCAUUCCGCAUCUUUCACAUGUCCCAUGUUUUCCGUUGGUACCCACAAAUCCCACAUCCAACCUUGAACUUAGUGCCAGUUCCAAUUAGAUUUCCAGCAGUUUUCUAUUUACAGAAUUUAUCUUUAACUCAUCCUUUCAAAACUGCACCUUUCAGUUCACAGGGAACCCAUUUACUCAACAGUAAACAUUUCGUGGAAACAGUCAUUACCUGAUUUAGUUGAUGUUUCCACAAAUUACUACGCCCAUCUCGAAUGACGUGAAAUGUAGUCCAAGAAUAAAUCUUUAAUUCAACUAAAAUCAUAUCAUGUUUUACCAUUCAAAUUCAGUGUAUUAAUAUACUUAAGUGAUAAGGAAUGGAUUUAUAUUUGUUUGUUGGGUGGAGGCAUACCAAGAAAAAAACCCGGAAAACUUUGCUCCAUCCAACGAAGAAAAAAAAAUCACUCCUUAAAUAUCUUAAACCUAGAGAGAUAUUUCUUUAAGUUGGAAAGAUGUCUCUUCAUUUAGAUUGAUAUCUCUUAUUUUUUUUAGAUAUCUAUUUAACGCAAGGAGAUGUCUAUAUCGAUGUAAAAGAGAUAUCUCUCAAAGUUACAAAAAUAUCUCUUACAAGUUUUCAAAAAGAGAUAUAUAUCUUUUGAAAGAUAUCUCAUAAACCUAAAGAGAUGUAUUUUCCCAUUUGCCCUAUGAAUAACCUUCGCUAUAAAUGAUAAGGUGAAAAUAACGAACAGUGAUCAAUUUCACAACCCCUAUAUAAAAUACAAAAUUAAGAGUUAGGCAAACACGGACCCCUGGACAUGCAAGAGGUGGAAUCAGGUGCCUAGGAGGAGUAAGCAUUCCCUGUCGACCGGUCACACUCGCCGUGAGCCCUAUAUCUUGAUCAGGUAAACGGAGUAAUCCGUACUCAAAAUCAGUGUGCCAAGAACGGCCUAACAAUUGGUAUGAAACACGUCAGACAGCAUUUGGCGCAGUGAUAGACAGUAUUGGCAAACUAGAUCGUUAUAACGACCAUAUAAUUUGCUAAAUACUGGAAUGUUGCUGUAUAUUGAUAUGGGAAGUUCACGAUAGAGAAGCUGAAAUCAUCACGUUUGUCUUAAAGUUGAGUUGUUAGUUUGCCGUUAAUAUUCAUUUUCAAUAAAAUAUCUAAAUACGAAGCAGAUGUGGAAGAUUAUGUGAUGUCUUUCAUCUCGAGUUCACAAGGAUAAAUCGAAUCGACAUAUGAAUGAAAAUCUUUAAAACUAUUUUGAAUCCAAUGCAACAUUAAAUACCAAGGGCUUACUCUACUGAAUAUUGAAUUUAGAGAUUUACAUAUUUGUUAAUUGAUCAAUAUAAUUGAAAAGAUCUAAAAAUCUACCAUCAUUUAAUUCAUUUAUCGAAGAUGUCAAAUUGCUUAAUGGUGGAAAUUGCUAUCGGUCUUGUUUCCAAAGUUCAAGAGAAUUACUGGUAAUUGAUAUUAGUUUUGAACACUUUACACCACCAUUUCGUACAAUAACAAUAAAUUAAAGACCAGGCUUUUUGACAUCGUAGAAAGCUACUUAAAACUGGAAAUAAACGUCUCAAGAGUAGGGCCAAAUUACAUUUUGUUUACUGUUAGUACAUGUACAGUAUGACGAUUUUGUUUACUGCUAGUACAACAUGACUAUUUUGUUUACUGUUAGUACAACAUGAUUAUUUUGUUUACUGUUAGUACAACACGACUAUUUUGUUUACCAUUAGCACAACAUGACUAUUUUGUUUACUGUUAGUACAGCAUGACUAUUUUGUGUACUGUUAGUACAACAUGACUAUUUUGUGUACUGUUUGUACAACAUGACUAUUUUGUUUACUGUUAGUACAACAUGACUAUUUUGUUUACUAUCAGUACAACAUGACUAUUUUGUUUACUGUUUGUACAACAUGACUAUUUUGUUUACUAUUAGUACAACAUGACUAUUUUGUUUACUGUUAGUACAACAUGACUAUUUUGUUUACUGUUAGUACAACACGAUUAUUUUGUUUCCUGUUAGUACAACAUGGCUAUUUUGUUUACUAUUAGUACAAUAUGACUAUUUUGUUUACCAUUAGCACAACAUGACUAUUUUGUUUACUAUUAGCACAACAUGACUAUUUUGUUUACUAUUAGUACAACAUGACUAUUUUGUUUACUGUUAGUACAACAUGACUAUUUUGUUUACUGUUAGUACAACACGAUUAUUUUGUUUCCUGUUAGUACAACAUGGCUAUUUUGUUUACUAUUAGUACAAUAUGACUAUUUUGUUUACCAUUAGCACAACAUGACUAUUUUGUUUACUAUUAGUACAACAUGACUAUUUUGUUUACUAUUAGUACAACAUGACUAUUUUGUUUACUAUUAGUACAACAUGACUAUUUUGUUUACCAUUAGCACAACAUGACUAUUUUGUUUACUAUUAGCACAACAUGACUAUUUUGUUUACUGUUUGUACAACAUGACUAUUUUGUUUACUAUUAGUACAACAUGACUAUUUUGUUUACUAUUAGUACAACAUGACUAUUUUGUUUACUGUUAGUACAACAUGACUUUGUUCUGCAAUUUAUGAUUUACGUGUUUUGAUAGUAAUCUUAGUGUCAGAGUGUUUGUCAUUAAGAAUAGCCUGGUAUAGACAUUGACGCUGGGGGGAUACCGCAAAUUCAUUGUUUGUGCUGCUUUGGAGCAAAUUCACAUCUUAUCUUAAUUUUGUCUUUUUAAAAAUGUCGCAUCGGAUCUACCUACAGAACUGUAGCUCUCUAAAAAUAUUCUUCGAUCUGUCCCAAUAUUUUUUCAGAGAACUACAAUUCUGCAGCUACGUCGUAUCCUGAGCUGUGCUAGAUUUACAUCUUACAGUUUGAAGAACUGACGAAAGUGGUAGACAAUUAGCAUUGCUCAUGUUACGAGCUACUGGUUUUUUUUAAUUGUGUGCCUUUAUCCCUCAUUUUUUUCUCUCUUUCUUUCGAGUUGGUCCCCCUUUUCAAAAAUUGAUUCCAAUUUGUAAAAAGUUGUAUAAAUGCGAUAUCAUACCGUGUAAUCAUAGUGUCAAAGUAAAUCAGAGUUCCACAAUGCUCUAAGUAAGCUAGAGUUCUGCAAUGUCGAAACAAUUACGUCCCUAGUUCACUGAAAAGGAAACUAAUUACCCGGCCCCGCCUCUCUUUAAUAAAUCUAUAUAGAUAUAAGAAAUAAUAAUAUGGAUACAGAUAUACUAUUCAAUAUGGAUAACAUAAAUAUCGGAGUAGUAAUCCCCAAAGCAUGCACCCGGAUUCCCUCUAUCCACUAGAACAGUAGUAUUAUUUUUCAUCCGGGUUAUCAACCAUAUAACUUUUUGGCAACUAACUUUUUAAAAAAUAAGUUAGCUUUACUUUCAGAUUUGUUUCUAUUUCUAUGCCAGUAAUUUCUUAAUAUUAACAUUAUGAAAGCGUUACAAUAUUAUACAAGUCUUGAUUUACAUGUAUAUGUCAAAUUCUUGAUUUACGUUCGAUAAUUUUGAUAUUCAUAUGCAGAGUGUUAUGGGUCAGAAAAUAUCCACCAGCAGAAUUUACUAAAAAAGGCAAUUUCAAAUUAACACAAUUUAUUUACAAUUAUUGAAAGAAAAUUAUAACAAUAACAAAAUACUAACUUGUGAUAGAUGUACAAAACAAUGUCCAAUGCUAAACUGAAUCUACACACAGUCACAAGUUAUUCCUAAAUCCUAGUUCCCAGUUAUUGGGUAUAGUCAUCAAUUCUUUAAGUCUUUUUCUACCAGAGCUUAACAUCAUCAAAAUUCACAGUGUAUUUAUAAUAAAAAUGAAGCCUCGGGAAUAUUCAUGAAAUACGGUUACGCAAGUGUUACGUCAUCUUCCUAUUAAAAAAGUAAACAUCGAACUCAAGAACAAUCUAGGUCACAGGUGUUAAUCAAGUACAAGUAUUACCCAACAAUAAAUCUGAAUGUAUAUAUUCGAUAAUGUUGAUGUUUAUACGUAAAUCUUGAUGUGUAUUCGAUAAUCUUGAUGUUUAAAUGAAUAUAAAGAUUAUCGAAUAUUAAUCAGGAUUUACGUAUAGUACAUGCAGGGAUUAUAAAAUCAUAUACAUGUAUUGAUUAUUAUCGUAGUAAAUAAUGUUUUGACUACGGGUAACUCCAUUUACCUUAUCAAGAUAUAGGGCUCAUGGCGGGUUUGAUCGGUCGACUGGGGAUGCUUACUCCUCCUAAGCACCUGAUCCCACCUCUGGUGUGUCCAGGGGUCCGUGUUUGCCCAACAAUCUAUUUUGUAUUGCUUAUAGGAGUUAUGAGAUUGGUCUUUGUACGCUAUCUUCACUUUUCAUAAACAUCAGGAUUAUCGAAUAUACAUCAAGACUUACGCAUAUAAACAUCAUAAUUAUAGAAUAGACAUCAAGAUUUACACAUAUAAAUCAAGACUUAAAUAAUUUCACAACGUUUUACGCCAGAGAACAUAAAAAUGUAAAUUUGUUAAUUCUUUUAAAACUAAAUUAAGGUUAUAAACUAUAAUUCAAAAAAAAAAAAAAAAAAGAUCGUUUGACGUUAGAAAAAACUUGAAAAAUUUAUUGAAAUAGAAUUGUUAAUUUAAAAUGAUAAACAGAAGCAAAAUUGCUAAAAUAAAAAUGUUUAAAAAAUUAUAAAUUUAUAAUCAUAAAUAGAAAUAGAAAUGUUAAAAUGAAUUUAUAGAAUUAAAAUCCGUAAAUAGAACUUUAAAAGCAAACAUGUUAAGAUGUAAUUGCGGCAAUAAUAUACCUCCGUAUCAUACCAAAGUUGCAUUUGCCGUAAAAUUGUCACCGUAGCGAAUAUUUAUAUAUCUAGGAGGCAUCAAAAUUCAAAUUAAAUUUACUGAUGUGUAACAGAUAAUUAUGUGUAUCAUGAUCAGUCUGAUGGGUGUAGUGUAUUUUAUAUUCAUCAUUUUAGAACGAUUUUGUAAAACAAAAAUUGAGCAGAAAUUUUCUUAUUUAGGGGUAGUAUAUAGUAUUCACAUCGGCAAGAGUUUGACAAAAAACAUAAUCUGAACUUUAAAAACUCAUGAUUUAGAUCAGUUUUCUAACAUCCGUCUGAUUUGACUGCAGAAAUGAAUAGUUCAAAAUUUGUUUGUAAUAUUCUAGUAACAUUCUUAUUACCUUAGACUUCUCAAUUUUCUUAAAAUCUGUCGAAGAUGGACAAUUUGGACCCUUUACUUUGUGCGCUAUAAAUAGAAAUACACCAUUGUGUACAUGUGUAUGCAUUCAAAUAGCUUUCAUAUGGGCGGAGGCCAUGAUCAUUCAAGCGAAUCACUAGAAAACAGGUGCUGUUGAACAACUGAACGGAAACAAACGUAAAAGAAGAUGGAGAAAAACGGAUUCCAUGGAACUGCAAAUGCGGCGUUUGAUGGUGACGAAGGGGUCCACGUGUCUGUGGUGGAAACAAAUAGAAAGCUUCCAGCGAAAGAAGACACCGCGGAGGCAGUGGACACGCGGCUGGGACUGGGAUCAUGCAAACCGCAAUAUUUACAGUCCCUGAACAAGAUGUCCCUUUUUGUUCUGUGGGCCUUUAUCCUGUGCUUCCUAGAGGGCUUUGCUGUAAACGGGAUCGCCAACGCAGGUCUUCCCGCCAUCGAAAAACAUUUCAGCAUCUCCUCCACUAAGUCAUCAGUCGUCGCCAGCUCGCAGGACUUCGGUGCGUUAGCGGUAGUACUGUUCGUUAGUUUCGUUGGUGCCAGACUUCAUAAACCUCGUUUUGUUGCCUGUGGUUCCGUAAUUAUGGCGAUUGGGUCCUUCCUUUUCAUUGUACCACAUCUGGUAGAAGAGUAUAAAUUUGGAGGUGCUUUGCCAGCCUCGGGCCCAACAGGUGCCUGCAACGGAACGCGAGGGGCUGCUAUGGACCCCGCGGAAAACUGUGAUUCUCCCGGGGAUAGGUUUAUUCCGGCCCUGGUGAUCGCCCAGAUGAUUCACGGAAUAGGCUUUUCCCCGAUGUUUACCCUUGGAUUAGUCUAUAUAGAAGAAAAUGAAGAACCCUCCCUCGCAGCAGUUUAUAUAGGGUUGACCUAUGCUGCCGCUGCUAUUGGUGUUGCUGCUGGAUUUUUUAUCGGUGGACAGAUUCUACAAAAUUAUUUCGUCGACUUUGAUAGAGUGAGUGUGGAUUUUGAUGCCCAGGACCCUCGAUGGGUCGGUGCGUGGUGGUUUGGAUUUAUUUUCACAGCCAUCCUUUUUAUUAUCAUCGCCAUUCCUAUUUCACUCUACCCCAAAUCAAUGCCAGGAAGUGAGAAAUACAGAGUUGAUAACAAACCCAAACACCCGGAUAAUGAUAAACUAACACUAUGUCAGUUGGCGGCAAAACUUUUCAAACUGUUCAUCAAGACAUUUCUGAAUUUGCUUAAAAAUCCUGUCUUCAUGUUGUUGAAUUUGGCCGGAAGCUCGCAGACACUGAUCAUUGCUGGAGUUGGUGCAUUCUCGUUCAAGUUUCUCACGGAACAAUAUAAUCUUAACUUUGACGAUUCAGGAUAUCUGAUAGGUGGUCUGAUAUUAGUGGGGUCUUUUGGAAUGUUCCUGGGAGGACUGCUGGUUAAAAUAUUCAGGUUGGAGAUCCUCGGGAUGACCAGACUUUGUGCUGGAGCAGCGUUGCUGGCAGGGAUUCUCGGGAUAGCUUUCCUGGCUGGAUGUCCCGAAGUCCCAAUAGCUGGACUAGAGGUUGCUUAUCCAGGACGCACUACAAUAGACGGUUUUGCCGAUGCAUGCCAUGCCACAUGUGAUUGUGAACGACAAAGUUUCUCCACGGUUUGUGGGGCGGAUCAGACAGUUUAUUAUUCCCCUUGUCAUGCAGGAUGUACGGAAUUGAUGGGAAUGGGCCCUACUUCGACCUACUACAACUGUAGCUGUAUAGCGGGUGCUGCGACAGCCAGGCCAGGUCGAUGUGAGGACAAUUGUACUCAGCUGAAAAUUCUAGCCCCCUGUAUGUUUAUUGCCAUGGUGGCCGUUCUCACAGCAGUAACACCGACUUCAAUGGCUACGAUGAGGUGUGUCGACGAACAGGAUAAGCCGUUUGCUCUUGGUAUACAAUGGGUAUUUGUGCGGUUAUUAGGUAUGAUCCCGGGUCCCGUGUUGGUUGGCUGGGUCCUAGACAGAUCUUGUUUGUUGUGGUCCGGUGGGUCCUGUGGGUCCUCUGGAUCCUGUCUUCUGUACAGCCACGACAAGAUGGCGGUUGGUGUCAUGUUGUGGUGGGUGAUGGUGUCCCUAGUGGCGUCCGUUCUCUUCUUCAUUGCCUCCAUUAUUGUUGUUUGCAAGAACUCGUCCAAAUCGUUCGAUCUAAAGUCCGAGGCAUCGUAGAUAUUUUUACGUAUUUAGAUGCUUUGAUAAGAUAAGUAAAUUGUUGAAUAGUAUUCUUGAUGACAUAUAUAUUCCUUUGAUUGGAAGAAAUACCCGGAAAUCCCAUCUGAGCAAGGUUAUAGAAGGGAAACAAAUCUUAUAUAGGCAUAUCCUCAAACCUUGUAAAUCACUACAUGAAUAUGUCUUUGGAAUGCGCAAAAUGUUGGUUUGUCAGCUGACUUUUGUUGAGAAGGGUAAUUAAUAUCAUGGUGAUAUAUAUAUCUUUCAUGUAAUCGUCCAAUUAUUUUUGAAUAUUUCUACGCACAGUCCUUGUUUUGUAUACAUCUUCCAUGCUUACCGGUAAAUCUCGUGCGAUUUUUUUUUGCAGGAUGGUAAAUAGUUAGGAAUGUAAUGUUAUUUUUGCCCAUUACCGAUUUGCAAAAAUUAGUUGUAGUAUACAUGUAUUAUUAUUCGCCCAUUUUCAGCUGGACCAAAGCGUUUACAAAUGAAAUUGUGGUGAAAGUCCUGGCAAAUUAUCAUGUUUGUCUAGAUUUGUGUGUGUUAUUGUCGAUUUAAUAGUAUGUAUAUAGGAAUGGUUUUAGAAUAAACAAUGUAUUUUUGUUGUACCCAUUUUAGUCCUGAAUUAAACAUAUCAAAAUGCACAA